AUGAUCGCGAAUAACGGCAUCGAAGCCUUUGAGAAGCUAGUUCUGCUACAUGUAAUAAUAGGCGGCAAACCUCUUGUAAUCGACGGCUUCGAGGAGGUUCUGGAUCCCUGGACUUUCACGCCUUCGUGGCUGCGCGACAAUCACGGUGAUAAAAUCGAGAACGCGCGCAAUCUGUCGACUAAAGAGAAUAUCUCUCUUACGAUGAAGCACUACCUCAAGCAUAUGACGAAACUUACCGAGCAAUUCUUCGACGGCCCAGACGUAUACCGCGAUAAAGCGAAGCAGCGAAUAUAUCUGAAGGACAUCGAUUGCCCUCAAGUAUGGCAUGAUAAACUGAAAGAGCACAUCCCGUCGGGAUUGUUCUAUCUCAACGAGAGCAUGGGUGAACCUGGCGGUCCUGGCGCGAUGGACGAAAUUGGUGGUCGCAAAAGGCGAGGGAUUGGACGGGCUGGAGAUCUCAUGAGCAGCCUGCCACCAGAUAUGCGCGCGGAGAACCUCAUGUGCUAUAUCGGCCACGAAGGCACCUAUACUCCAUCUCAUCGAGAGAUGUGUGCUUCCCUCGGUCAGAAUAUCAUGGUCAAUGCUUCAGGCAGCAUCAGCGACGACGGCAAACAGGAGCGCCCUGGGUCAUCCAUCUGGUUCAUGACAGAAAGCAAGGACCGCCAUGUUGUCUCGGAGUAUUGGCUUUCAGUACUAGGCCAUGACAUAGAAGUGGAAAACCAUUUUGCGCAGCUCAUCGCCUGGAAGAAAGCCCCAUUCCAGACUUAUGUCGUGGAGCAACGGCCGGGCGACUUUAUUCUCAUCCCACCGCUGGCACCGCACCAAGUAUGGAAUCGCGGCACUCGGACUAUGAAGAUCGCCUGGAAUCGCACCACCGUUGAAACCCUGGAACUCGCGCUGAACGAAGCAUUGCCCAACUCCCGAGUUGUCUGCAGGGACGAGCAAUACAAGAACAAGGCCAUUAUCUACUACACUCUCGUGAAAUACUCUAAUCUUAUCAAGUCUGCUCGCGCUCAAGUUGAAGCAGGAGGCGAACAGGCAGUUGCGAUUCAAUGCUCUGUCAGAAUAAAGCAAGUCCAGAAAGACUUCAAGAAGCUCUUCGAUCUAUACAAAAUUAUACUGCUAUCCGAGAUGUUUGCACAAGAUUCACGAGAACACUCAGAAUUUCUCCCCUAUGACAGCAACGUAACUUGUGCGUAUUGUAGAUGCAACAUCUUCAACCGCUUCCUUAGCUGCAAAUCGUGCAAUAAUCUAUUCAGUUCUGAGAUCGAGGAACCAUACGACAUUUGCAUGGACUGCUAUUGUAUGGGCCGAAGCUGUAGAUGUCAAUCAGGGUAUGUAUGGGUUGAGCAGUGGAAGUGGAUGGACCUCAUUCACAAAUACGAGGAGUGGCGCGCUCAAAUUAUCGACAUUGACGGUUACGUCCAUGAAAAAUCUCCGCUCCCAUUACAAGAAGAGCGAAGGUAUCUCGGCAAGAAGACGUUGGCUCAGGUCUGUCAAGAACAACUGCGAGUGCGGCCAUUUGUGGAUAUAAAGAAUCCGCAACACGAGACUUUAUCUGACGAUGAUGAACCUGUGGUUGACGAAUACGGCAACGUCAAGAAGAGUGCGAACAAGAAGUCGAAACAGUGGCUCUCAAAGAACAAGUCCUGCCAUUUCUGUCUUCAUCGACACCCGAAAUGGAAGAUGGCAUUGUGCUCGAGCUGCGACCUGGCCUAUUGUUACGGCACGCUGUUCCGAGCGCACGAUUCUAUGCCGGUAAAUAUCAUGGAAGCUUUCAACUGGAAGUGUCCACAUUGUAGGAGGGUUUGCAACACAGGCGCUUGCCGACGUGACCCUCGACAACAUCCAUACGAGCCCAAAGGAACUUUACUAGGUCACGAUACCAAAAAAGUAGCAGAUCCACGCUCAGUAGAGUGUCUCGUCGAUUUCAGUGUCUCGAAUCUGAACUGGUUGCGAGAAGAGGAAGGUAUGGCACAGAGUGCGAUGCACCGAAGAAUGCAGCAGGCGGAGAUAGACAAAAUGGCGGAUCCUUCCCUCGAUGCGCGAUUUGUUGAAGACGAGGACCACAAUUACACUCGAUACGGCAUCACCUACUCUCCCAUGGAGGAUGGGAACGGCGUUACUAAUGACAACGGUGAUGGUGGCGCGAGCGGUGCUUCACACUACCACGAUCUCGAUAUGGAUGGGGAAAUCACUCGUUUGGGUCAGAAGCGUGGUCGUGAAGAAGAUGAAGAAGUAGAGGGUAACCACCAGAAAAAGACCAAGGCAAAGAAGCAGAAGAAUAAGGACGAUGACGCUCAACCCUUACAACCAAAGAACGCACCUGGCAAGCAAUAUCAAAAAGAGGUACAGAGGAAGUUGCUUGAGGACGCUAAACGCCAAGACAGAUUCAUCUUGGUCGCCGCAAAGAUGAAGGGCAGAUCAAAGGUAGUGAAGCUAUCACUGGCUACUGGCCAUCUUGACCGGAUUCGUCAAAGACCAGUUCCUGAGUGCGCACCAGUCAUACAACAGGGUACUCCAGAGCAAGUUGAUGUGUCUGGUGAUAUGCGAUCCAUCCUCCAAUCCGAUGUUGUACCAAAAUCGAAUACCCUGAAGAAUGUGGCUGAGAAAGAGAAGGAUGCGAAAAUAUACCGCGUUCGUGUAGAAGAGGACGAUGCGUACUCCACGCGCAAGCGCAAUCCGGAAAUCAGCGGCUCUGCGAAACCUGGCAGGCCUCGUGGCUCCAGACGGUUUGAAGAGAUCAGACUCGAUUCAGACUCGGAGUUUGGUGGCGAGGAUGACAAACCUGAAUACACUGGUCGCCCACGUGGUCGCGUAUCAAAUUGGUUGGCACGGAGGAAUGAAGGUGAGGACGAUCUGCCCACUGAACUGCCGACCGACUUCAGAGAUCGAGCUGUAAGGCCCAACCGAGAGAAAGACCGAGAGCGAAGCCGCAUGUACAACGAGCGCCGAAAAUCCAUCCCAGCAAGACCGAAAGCUGGAAUCGGGCUUACUGGCCCAUCAUCAAAGAACCCGGAACCGAACGGCGUUGAUGACAUCUCUGAGCAUGUUUGUGACCAAGAUGAUGGCGUUUACAAAAAGGACGACCAGUCUAGUGAAGCAUUUGCUCUCGCACAACAAGCUGCUGGUGCUACCCUGGAAGCCCAGCAUCAAGAGGAGGAGGCAAGGGCUCGUGCUGAAGCUGAAGCUAGAGAAGUCGAAGAAAAUUUACGAGCGAAGAUGGCGCUGUUCUCCAAAUUGGAUGACGACCAGUUGAUGGACAACUUCCUCGGUGAUCUGCCCGCUGACGAUGAGCCACUUGAAGAAGAGAAGCGAUCGGUGGACAAGACACCAGAGCUUGUCCGUACAGGGCCACCGCCAACGACCAAUUCUAUCUUGAGUGGGGUCAAAGGAAAGAAGAUCAAAAUCGUCGGACCAGCCUCCAAGAGGAACGGCAACGGACCAAGCAAGGUCACAACGACGACAAUUAUCACUGCGCCGGCAUCGAAGUUUUCUGCCAUUAAUAGGAAGCCCCAGGCCAUCAAUGUGUCGGAUACGGAGAGCGAGGAUGAGAUCCCAGCGAGUGCGCCAGCUGCGAAGAAGCCCGUUGGUAGACCCCCAGGUCGUCCUUCGAUGGUCCCUACGCGAGGUUCCAGUUCUGGGAAGCGCAGUCGUGGACGUCCCAGAAAAACGAUGUAG
This is a messenger RNA of Alternaria atra, 3681 nucleotides long. RefSeq lists its product as uncharacterized. The record is from RefSeq and is a predicted model, not a curated record. Bases 1 to 3681 code for a protein of 1226 amino acids. The transcript has 2 exons. NCBI's taxonomy places the organism in Eukaryota, Fungi, Ascomycota, Dothideomycetes, Pleosporales, Pleosporaceae.